AAAAAAAACAAAAAAACAAAAAAAAAAAAACAACGAGAACCGCGUCCCGGUAAACUAACUGCUGUUAAAAAUAUAUAAUCAUAGAGGAUUUAAACUUCCCCGCAGCCGGGGAAACUUUUAAAAGAUCGCAACGCAGAGGCGACCUUACCGUUUUAGGGCUCAGAUUUGCGGCUUUAUUCGGAUGUUUGAAGCGAAUAAGGUAAUUUUCUUUAUUUGUUUUCUAACACAGUUUAAAUGUUUGUUAUUCGCAGUAGUGACGUUUUUAGAGUGGAAAGGAAUUAGUUAAUUAUUAUUAUUAUUAUUUAUUAUUAUUAUUAUUAUUAUUAUUAUUAUUAUUUGCUGUACAGACUCGUUUCAAAACACUUUUUUUUCUCUCCUCGGCCCCCCUCGCUGUGUGUGGCUACAUUUACAGGCCCCGGGGGUCUGACUUGCUCAAUUAAAAAUGCGCUAGUGUUGGCUGAAACUGUCGCUGUUUCCCGGCGGUUUCCGAGAGCUUUGGACCGAGGGGAAAGGGGUGAGGCCUGCGGGUCGGGCUUUCACCGGGCUAGAGUAGCUGCGCUCGCUGGAUUUGGGUGCAGAGGGGCCGGCUGCAGUGGCAGUCUCGAAUCCGCUGGCCCAGCGAGACGAUAUGGAGCGGAUGGAGGUGGAUCAGUGCGCAGGCGCAGCUGCGGGAAGCGGAGGGGCUCUGCGGCGGUCCAACAGCGCCCCCAUGAUCACGGGUGUCAGUGACGGCGCGGCCGUGUUCCACGCGGGGGGGUCCACGCGCUAUCGGAGGAGCAGCGUGUCCGUCAAUCUCAGCUGCCCGGGACUGGCCCUCCCCCUCUCUCCAUUCCGAUUGGCCAGUGGUCGGUUGGAGCCUCACAAGCAGGAGGAAAGCAUGGAGAUGAACUCCAGAGACACACUGCCGAGGAACAGCUCCCAGCACUCCCAGCACACAGUCAGGAACUGGGAUGAAGGAUUCUCACUGCCAAUUCAUGCUGUUGACAGUGGGGUCACGCCAAAUUCGUCCCCCAGUCCAACAAGGAGGUUUGCAAGGAGAAGUGUGAGGCCCAGUGUGCUCUCCCCGCCCCUGGGAUCCCUCAAGAGAAAAGGUGGCGUGGAUCUCGACGCCCCCCCUAAGAAGCUGUUUGUGGCGGGGGUGCCAGGACGGGGACGCUCGGACUCUGCUCUCCUCACAGCGGACUGCUCUCUCAGCGUGUUCCCUGCUGGGUGCGUCGGAGCCGAGGUCCCAGUCUGCACCCCGCCCCAGGACCCCCCUCCUCUGUCCCUCGCAGUCUCCCUGCCAGCCCCCCACUCUCCACUCUGCUUCCCUCAAGCCUUCACCACACAGCCCCCUGGCAUCUAACCAAUCAGAGGGCUGGAGAGGGUGGGGCACUGGGGGCUGGGCCAAUCAGAGGAUGAGAGACCAGGAGCUGGGCCAAUCAGAGACCGGAGACUAGGAGUGGGGCCAAUCAGAGACCAGAGAUUGGGAACUGAGAUAAUCUGAGGGAAGGAGAGGACAACAUGCUGGACCAAUCAGAGAAAAGGAGACUAGUGGGUUGGGCCAGUCAGAAAGAAGUCUGAGCUGCUUUCAGGCUGCCUCUUGUGUUUCCUGUCUGCAGUUUUUCCUUCCCGGUGACCCAGUUGAAGUGAGGAAA
Molecule: messenger RNA, 1637 nt
Organism: Polyodon spathula (Mississippi paddlefish)
Lineage: Eukaryota; Metazoa; Chordata; Actinopteri; Acipenseriformes; Polyodontidae
Product: P2R1A-PPP2R2A-interacting phosphatase regulator 1-like
Exons: 9
Coding region: 629-1345 (238 amino acids)
Molecular function (GO): protein serine/threonine phosphatase inhibitor activity
Source: RefSeq, a predicted model, not a curated record